Molecule: messenger RNA, 1159 nt
Organism: Triticum aestivum (bread wheat)
Lineage: Eukaryota; Viridiplantae; Streptophyta; Magnoliopsida; Poales; Poaceae
Product: agamous-like MADS-box protein AGL28
Exons: 2
Coding region: 1-1041 (346 amino acids)
Biological process (GO): regulation of transcription by RNA polymerase II
Molecular function (GO): protein dimerization activity; DNA-binding transcription factor activity, RNA polymerase II-specific; RNA polymerase II cis-regulatory region sequence-specific DNA binding
Source: RefSeq, a predicted model, not a curated record
AUGGCGGCGCCCAACCGGAGAGGCAGCAGCGGCCGGAAGAAGAUCGUCAUCCGCCGGAUCGAGCAGGAGGAUGCCCGGUUCGUCUGCUACUCCAAGCGCCGCCAGGGGUUCUUCAGCAAGGCCACGGAUCUGGCGGUCCUGACAGGCGCCCACGUGGCCGCCCUCGCCUUCUCUCCCCGCGGCAGGGCCUUCUCCUUCGGCCACCCCUCCGUCUUACACACGAUCGCUAACACCGUCGACUCCGUCGUGGAACGCUUCCUGGCGGGGGAGGCUGCGGGGGCUGGCGCGAGGGAGGAGGGCGCUGCCGACGACCGCUUGCUGGCCGGGGAGGGUGCUGCCGGCGAAGACGAGAAGCUCGAGAAGCUGCAGCAGGAGUUCGACGAGCUGCGCACGGAGCUGGCCGAGUUGAAGAAGCGGACCAAGCGCACGGACAAGGCCAUGGCGAAAGAGCGCUCUGCGGGGGACCAGAUAGCGGCUUGGUUCGACACCAAGGCGCGCGACAUGGGAGACGAGGACAUGGCGGCCUUCUUCGCCGCGCUGAUGCAGAUGAAGGACGCCGUCUCCGAUCGCGCCAACCAGGUUCUUCUCGAGGCGAUGCACGCCCACAUGAGCCGCAUGGCGGAGGUGGCCCCACCACCGCCGCCGCCCCAGAUCUUCGGUGGUAACACCUUCGAGUUCGGUAGCAGCAGCGGCACCGCCAACGACGGGAUGGAGUUCCAGUUUCUGGGGCCUCCACCACAGGAGCAGGGGUUCGAGGCCCGGAUGGAUAUGCAGCAGAUGGUGAUGGCGCCGCUGCCUCCGUCUCACGUGGUCGCCGCCGGGAUGGAUGUGCAGGACAUGCCUCCGCCGCCGGGGUUGGCCGCCGGGAUGGAUCUGGAGCAGAUGCAGAUGACGAUGCCUAAGCCGCUGGGGUUCGACGCAGGGCUAGACAAGGAGAUAGAUCAAUGGCUUGAUGUGAUGCUGCCGCGUCCGGAGUUCACUGCCGGGAUGGAGACGGUGCAGCAGGGGCUCCAUCAACCCAACGCCGGCUUCCCGUACUGAGAUCCAAACCCAGUCAGAGCCCGAGUCCAGUGCAUGCAUAUGGACACUAGUUUCGUAUGCCUAGUUUACAUAUGCAUCUUCUACUCAAGUCUUCGCGUUAAUUUUUUGUUUUGUUUGA